GUCUCGUCAAAUCAGUCUGUUUGCGGUAAUUAAGGUGGUCAGUUCGUGGUCAGGUGGUGGUGCGCGGAGUGCGAUCCAAACUCGCGUGCAGGUCCUUAAACGCAGAUAGUGGCAGAUCCUUUCGUGGAGUAGUGUAGUGGAGUUGAUUGCCGGGGACCGGUUUUAAGGGCUAGAACUUACAGUGACAAAUUUCUCGAGAAACUAAACGACGAUGAAGCACGUGGUGGCCGGUUGCAUGCUGCUGGUGGUGCUGAAUCUAGGGUUCAGCUACGCCUAUUUGGAGCCCACCCUGUCAGUAUGCAAACGGAAAGACCCCAACCUGGACAAGUGCAUCCAGGAUGUGGUGGAGCGGAUACGACCAAACGUGGCCUCCGGCAACUACGGCUCGUCGAACGUGCUGCCCAAGCUGGAACCGGUGGUGAUCGAGAAGAUCCGCAUCGAGCGAGGCAACACCUUUGGGGCUAACUUUUCCAACCUGGUCAUUGCCGGCGCCGGCCAGUUUGUGAUCAAGAAGCUCAAGACCAAUCUGGACGAUCGGAAGAUCAACGUGAGCGUUAUUCUGCCCUCGCUGGAUGUUAAGGGGAAGUACUCGCUGAACAUGAACAUUCUGGUGCUGCGAAUCGCCGGAAAAGGAGACAUUUCGGCUACGUUGAACGAAACCAAGGCGAUCCUCCGGUUGGAGUACUACACGGAACGUGUUGGCGAUCGGGACCUGGUCCGAUUCCGGCCGAUCGAUCUGAAGCUUAAGUUUGACAAGGCCCGCUUCUACCUGACCAACCUGUUCAACGGGGAUCCCACGCUUGAGCGUGUCGGCAACGAUGCCAUCAACGAGAACCCGAUGGUCUUGCUGGACGAGGUGAAGGAAUCCUUCGAGCAGAACCUGUCGGAGAAGUUCACCGAGAUCGCCAACAGUUUGGUGAAGGAUGCUGACUUGGACGAGAUCUUCCCGAGUAGAGAUUCCGUUAAGGUCUGAAUACAACUGAACCUGAACCAACUUAGUAUUAGUAGUCGUAUGAACGAGCAAGCAAACUAGUGUACAUGUGAUUAAGAUCCUAGCAUCUCUGUGUGUUUUAUUUACUCGAAUGGCUGUAAUAAAAUGAUUUACAUAAGUGUC
Messenger RNA from Culex quinquefasciatus (southern house mosquito), 1114 nucleotides. RefSeq lists its product as uncharacterized. The transcript has 3 exons. Lineage: Eukaryota; Metazoa; Arthropoda; Insecta; Diptera; Culicidae. Bases 212 to 973 code for a protein of 253 amino acids. The record is from RefSeq and is a predicted model, not a curated record.